Pochonia chlamydosporia 170 is the source of this 1674-nucleotide messenger RNA. Its product is annotated as triglyceride lipase-cholesterol esterase. The transcript has 5 exons. The record is from RefSeq and is a predicted model, not a curated record. The coding region runs from base 1 to 1674 and encodes 557 amino acids. Lineage: Eukaryota; Fungi; Ascomycota; Sordariomycetes; Hypocreales; Clavicipitaceae.
AUGCCCGUACCGUUUCUUGGACGGCUACAUCCAUACGAGUAUCUUGCCCUCGUUGGAUCGUUCGUUUUUGUAGGCCUUGAAGCGGUUAUUCGGAUUCUUACUCUGGCUCUACCCUCGUUUGUUGUCUCAUUUUUCUACCUCAUUUCGCGGCGACUAUUUAACAGAUUUACGACUGAAGAGCACAAAAAGGCGGAGAGCAGAAAAAAGACAAUAUCCACUUCCGUCCGCGAUGCGUCCGAUUUUGUCGAGCUCUGCCGUCUGUGGGGAUACGAGGCCGAGGAGCAUAUAGUCCAGACGAAAGAUGGCUAUCUGCUGGGCAUCCACAGAUUACAAUGGCGUCGGGGAGAGGAGGGACAAAAGGUCAAUUGCGGGCCUGGGAGUGUAAAGAAGCGGGUUGUCUACUUGCACCACGGGCUGCUCAUGAAUUCGGAAGUUUGGGUGUGCUUGACGGACGAACGGAGAUGCUUGCCGUUUGAGCUGGUUGAGCGCGGAUUUGAUGUUUGGUUUGGAAACAAUCGUGGAAACAAGUACUCGAAAAAGUCAAUUCACGCGUCGCCCACCACGGUUCAGUUUUGGGACUUUUCGAUGGAUGAAUUUGCAUUCCAUGACAUCCCCGAUACAAUUUCCUACAUCUUGGAAACCACAGAACAAAAGAGCCUCUCGUAUAUUGGCUUUUCGCAAGGCACUGCUCAGGCAUUUGCAACCUUGGCUAUUCACCCGCUGCUUAAUCACAAGGUCAACGUGUUUAUUGCGCUAGCACCAGCCAUGGCACCCGCUGGUUUGUCCAAUGGCAUAGUAGAUUCGCUAGUCAAAGCUUCGCCAUCGGUACUUUACCUCAUGUUUGGCAGACGGUCCAUCCUGAGCUCUGCCACCAUGUGGGAGACGCUACUGUAUCCGCCUCUUUUCUGCCAUCUCAUCGACAGAGGAUUGGGAUUCUUAUUCAACUGGAAGACGAAGAACAUCUCAGCCAGUCAGAAGCUAGCAGCCUACCCGCAUCUCUACUCCUUCACCAGCACGAAGAGCGUAGUCCACUGGUUUCAGGUUAUCCGCAACAAAUGCUUCCAGAUGUACGACGAUGAUGUUCAUCAGCCAAUGAAUGUUGCUACGUCGAGAAAGUACUCCAAGGUGGCCAAGUAUCCGACUCGAAAUAUUCGUACACCUGUCGUCUUGGUCUAUGGUGGCAGCGAUUCUCUCGUGGACAUCAAGAUCAUGCUACGAGAGCUUCCUCCGCAGACGGUGGCGACCGAAAUUCCACAUUACGAGCAUCUCGACUUCUUGUGGGCUAGAGAUGUCGAUUCUCAAGUCUUUCAGCAUGUAUUCGAUGCUCUGGACAGUUUUACGGAUGCAGAGCACACUGUGGAGGAAUAUGAUCGGUACUACAUGGUAAGGAAUGAAAGUUUGAUGGGGUCUGCAUACUCUUUUUUGCAUCGAGGAAGCGAGAGCGAAGCAUCGACUACUGCUGCUGGCAGCGAGGGACCAUCCACGCAACCGCCGCAGCAUGUCGCGCGAGAAGACACAGAAGUGACUGAAAAUACAUCCAAGAACCGGCUCAUUGGUCGCGUUGAUGGUAUAAAUGACACGACGGAGAAGCUAAAGGGCGUGGGAGUCCGAAGAGGCGGCGCCAAAGGCCUAAACGAGAAGCCGGAUGUUGGCCCGCUGGACAGAACAGGUUGA